AGUACUGUGGUGCUUGAAUCUGAAAUGUAAGAGGAUUGUUGUUUUUGGGCUGGAUUCAUUCAUGCAAAUUUGAGAAGGUAUAAUUGAAGCGAGGUUUGGCUUGGUUUCAGUUCAGCAGCUGAGCUCUGCUGCAGAUUGGUUCUCUAAGUGAAUGCACCUUGGCUACAGAUCUUUAGGAUUGUGCAGUCUCAGGAGCUGUUCGUUUGGUGGUGUAUGCACUUCAGAGUUAGUCUGACCGCCCAGGCUAAUAACUUCACUUCAACCAUGAGUGGAAUGUAGGUUGUCACUACAGCUAUUUCUGCUAUCUACAGCUACUAAUGAUUGUAAUCACAGAACAGGAUCCCGAGCAGUUGCUUUGCUGCUUUUCAAGUGAGUUUUGCCAUGCGUUUCACUUGCUUACAAGACUAGAAAGUUGGACUAAUGGCACGGCGGCUGCGUUUGCAUUUUGCAUCAAGGAGAAGCAAUACCGACCCUUUGUCUGAGACCUGUGACAAUGGCAUGGAAAACAACUUGUGUAUGUCCUCUCAUAGUACUUCUGAAAAUACAGCACAACAUGUUAUUCAAAGGAAGGUAACCCCAGGGCAGCUGGCUUUGCCUCCGUUGUCACCAGAGAUUGGUCAUUUACAGCGCUGUUCAUCACUAUUUAUACCACAGCUUAACAGCAGCAAAAAGAGCACUUCUUUGCAGAUUUCCCUGCAGUCUCGGAAAUUAAACGGAGAUCUUGAAACAUGUGGCAGUGUUGUUGGUGGUCUUGGUAGUAGUUAUGGAAGAACCAAAAAGGAGGAAAGCAAUUGUUGUGGAUCAAGUGACAUUAAAAGUGGAAUUAGCUCUUUUACCAAGGAAAUAGCCAAUGGUGGCGAUUCUUGCGGCAUUCCUACAGCUGAAGGUUUUUCUUGUAACAGCAGCAGCGCAAAUGGUUUUGGGUCAUGUGUAAGCAGUACCGUGAGUGACAGCAGCUCCUGCAGCACCAGGUCUUGUCAGGGUACUCCUUGUAACAUCAGAACCAGGGAUUUUGGGUCCUGUGCAAGCCCGAGCAGCAGUACCGCCAGUGAUGCAGGUUAUUGUAGCAGUAGCAGUAUUUAUUUUGAACCUGAAAUCCUUGAGCGCACAGUGGGAAUAGAAAGAACACCUGUAAAACGGAAGCCGAAGGUGCCACUGAGGCGCUGCUCUUCUUUAGUUAUAUUUCCACGGAGCCCCUGUAACACACCACCAGCAUCUCCUAUUAGCCCAGGACCUCUGCCAGCACGCAGUUCCUACCAGACCUCACACCAGUUUUUGCUUUCUGCUGUCGAGCCUACGCAGGAAGACGAUCAAAUUGCAUCAAAGGGUUCCAUCGCAACAGCGGUCAAUGGCUUAAGGUUAUCUAAAAACAGCUGUCCAACCGUUGAGCUUAGGGACAUAAGACCACUGCACUUGAAUGGGCCGCUACCAGAUAGACCCCAGGAAACUGACAGUGACCAGGAUCAGCCAGCUGCUCGGGAACGAUCACAGAGACACUCAACUGUUUUGCUGCAUUUUGCUCAGCAAAGAGCAGUUGCAAUUGGUGAGUCGACCACAAAUGGCCAGAGCAGUUCUGAGCACCCGGUUCAGGAAUCAGAACCCGAUGUUUGUCCGCAGUAUCAUCAUAUAAAACUGAUCCGGAGCACGUCUGCAUGUCUGCCCUUGCAGAAACAUUCAGACUCUCAACUAGAUUCACAUAGAGAAACUGAAAGAGAUGGGACCCAAGCAAAUAAUGGCCAGCACAAUGCACUGCAGAGGAGCCUUUCAUUUGAAGUGCCAUACCAACAGAUUUCAUACCAUUUAUCUACAUCUACGCAACACAAUUCAAAGACAGGGGCCCCUCAUGUGCACAUUCAUUUAUCACCUGGCACCAAAGGAAGGGUAUGUGGUUCCUUAAUGGAAAUAAAUAGCAACUGCAAAAGCGAAAAUGAUAAAGCCAUCCCUGGAAGAAGCACAAAGACCAGGGAUGAUUUUCUGGGUCAAGUUGAUGUUCCUCUUCACCAGUUACCAACAGAAAAUCCUAACAUUGAAAGGCCAUACACAUUUAAGGAUUUUCUUCUUCAUCCAAGAAGUCAUAAAUCCAGAGUGAAAGGCCAUCUUAGACUAAAGAUGACAUACUUGCCUAAAAACAAUGGGUCAGAAGAAGACAAUGGAGAACAAUCUGAAGAUGUAGAGCCUGGCUGGGAAAUAUUGGACCAACAGGACACCUCUGGGACAUGCCGCCAGCUUCCUGUGCUUCCUCCAGGCUGGGAAGAAAGACAGGAUAACCUGGGCAGGACCUACUACGUCAACCACGAAACCAGAACAACACAGUGGCACAGGCCCACAGCUCAGGACAGUCAGGCAGAGGCAGAACAACGGCAAACUAUUAACCAUGAAGCACAUCAUGCCUUUACUAAUCGCCGGCAGAUAUCUGAAGCAGCAAGUCAUGAGAGAAGAGAGUCUCCUGAUAGCUGGGAAAUAAUAACCGAAGAUGAGACUACACUAUAUAAUAACCACAGCCAGCAGUCACCUCCACCACCUCACUCUCCCAUUGAACACAGUGUUUGUGAUAUUCAGACUCCUCUUGCAGAUGAACUGAGCCGACACAGCUCCAUCACGGUUCAGAGCCAUUCGAGCAGAAGGGGAAGUGCACAGACAGUUACACUUGAAGAGCAGCCUACACAUCCUGUGUUAUUGCCCACUUCAUCAGGGCUGCCAGCAGGUUGGGAAGAAAAGCAAGAUAGUAAAGGAAGAAUAUACUAUGUAAAUCAUAACAGCAGAACAACUACAUGGACGCGCCCGGUCAUUCAGACUACAAUAGAAGCAGUGCAGGCCAUGUCAUGCCAGAGUCCCACCAUGUACCACCCUCCUCGGCUUUCUCCAGAAACUUCACCUCAGCAUUCUGUGGCUCCAAAAUCGAAAUAUGAAAGUGGAUUCCUCCCUGCUGGCUGGGAACUGCGUAGUGCGCCCAAUGGCAGACCCUUCUUUAUUGAUCACAAUACAAAAACCACCACAUGGGAGGAUCCAAGAUUAAAAAUUCCAGUUCAAAUGAGAAGGCGACCCUCCUUGGAUCCUACAGACCUUGGGCCGCUUCCACCCGGAUGGGAAGAGAGAGUUCAUACGGAUGGCAGAAUAUUCUACAUUGAUCAUAACACCAAAGCUACACAGUGGGAAGAUCCACGUCUACAGAAUGCAGCAAUAACCGGACCUGCUGUGCCUUAUUCCAGGGAUUAUAAACAGAAGUACGAGUACUUCAGAAAAAAGAUGAAGAAACCAGCUGAUAUUCCUAACCGUUUUGAAAUGAAGCUGCGGCGAAAUGCUAUCCUGGAAGACUCCUACAGGAGACUGCUGCCCGUCAAGAGGGCAGACUUCCUCAAAGCACGGCUGUGGAUUGAAUUUGAGAAUGAAAAAGGCCUGGAUUAUGGCGGUGUUGCCAGGGAAUGGUUCUUCCUUAUUUCCAAAGAAAUGUUCAAUCCCUAUUAUGGACUGUUUGAAUAUUCGGCUACUGAUAACUACACCCUACAGAUUAACCCCAAUUCUGGUUUGUGCAACGAAGAUCACUUGUCUUAUUUCAAGUUUAUCGGACGUGUUGCUGGAAUGGCCGUUUACCAUGGGAAGCUCCUGGAUGCGUUCUUCAUUCGGCCUUUCUAUAAGAUGAUGCUGCAGAAGCCAAUAACGCUGCAAGAUAUGGAAUCGGUGGACAAUGAAUACUUCAAUUCACUGAAGUGGAUUCUGGAAAACGAUCCCACUGAGUUGGACCUCAGAUUUACAGUUGAUGAGGAGCUCUUUGGGCAGACUCAUCAGCAUGAGCUCAAAAUGGGUGGAUCAGACAUUGUGGUGACAAAUAAGAACAAGAAAGAGUAUAUCCACUUGGUUAUCCAAUGGAGAUUUGUGAACAGAGUGCAGCAGCAGAUGUCUGCCUUCAAGGAGGGAUUUUAUGAAUUGGUACCUCUGGAUCUCAUCAAAAUAUUUGAUGAAAAUGAAUUAGAGCUGUUAAUGUGUGGACUUGGAGAUGUUGAUGUGAAUGACUGGAGGGAAAACACAAAAUACAAGAAUGGCUACUGUGCAACACAGCCUGUCAUACAGUGGUUCUGGAAGACGGUGCUACUAAUGGAUGCAGAGAAACGCAUCCGACUGCUGCAGUUUGUCACUGGCACGUCUCGAGUGCCCAUGAAUGGCUUUGCAGAGUUGUAUGGAUCUAAUGGACCACAGCUGUUUACCAUUGAACAGUGGGGAACACCUGACAAACUACCUAGAGCUCACACUUGCUUCAACCGUUUGGAUUUGCCUCCAUAUGAAUCAUUUGAGGAUUUGCGAGAGAAACUUCACAUGGCAAUAGAAAAUGCACAGGGAUUUGAUGGAGUGGAUUAGGAGCAGUCAAGGUGGCCCGUGCUGCAGAUAUAUAUCGGCCUAAUCGUCAUUGAAAUACCUAACGAAACCCUCUAUAAAAGAUGAUUCCUGCAAGAGACACUUCAGCAGUGUACUGGUACUCAGGACAGAGAACAGUUAUUAGGGACUUGAUUUUUCAAAUUCCAGAAAAUAAAGGCACCAAGAGUUUUAAAGCAACUUUUCAACUUAUUUGUGUUUCUAUGAUUUUCUGGAAAUUGUCCUAUUUUUUAUUAUUAUUUUAUUCAGAGUGGAAAUAAUUAACAUUUUAUUUAGAUUUCCAUGAAGAAUCUGUAUGAAGUUUACAAGCUUUACUGUUUGUAAAAUACACAGGUCUGGUAGGAGCAAGGUAAUCAUUAUUGUACGUCCUUCAAUGUGUUUUUCAAGUAACUGUUGGGAAUGUUAAUAUAUAUAUAUUUUUUGCUGACAUAGUCUGUGCCAUAUGUAAGCCAUACUGUUACAUAUUCACUGCUUUGCUUUUAAACAUGUUUUCAUGCAUGGAAUUCAGGGUUCAGUAUAGGCUUCAUACAUAUGCAUAUUAUAUUCCGUACCUGAAACAUACAUUUUAUUCUACUGGCACAUUUACUUGUGUUUGAGACAGUGAUACAGAGAAAGAAAUAAACAUGCUGUCACUGUAUGCAAUGCUGCUCCUGGUUAAUGGGUGUUUGUCAGGGAUGGCACCUCAGAAUAUUCCAACUGAACGAUCUUUUUGGGGGGUAAAUUACAUUACUAGGUUACUUUAAGAGCAUGCAUUUUCAUUGUUGUAGCUGCAACGUUUACAGGCAUCCAAAGGGUGCAGUUAGUGGCUUUGAGGGUGGGUUACUAGUUGUAUUUCUUUUCCCUUAGUAAUAAGUAAUUCAACCCUAGCCUUUGUGCUUGCAACAAGAUAUGUGUCAUACAUUCUCUUAAAUGUAAUUCUUUGAAGAGACCUUAAAGUUUAAAUAUACAGAUUGUAAAUAAUUUAUACAUAGUGAAUGGCUUAUUUUAUUCUAAAGUUAAACCAGUUCAUUUUGUAUGCCUCUAUCUGGAAUAACUGCUCUUGUUCUUCAACACAGGAGCAGACAGCUUUCAUUUUCCCUUCUCAAUUACACCACACAAAACGUACACUUGUGUUUCAUUUUUGUUUUAAAAAUGGAGUAUGCCCAAAUGUGUUGUCGUUGUGUUUUUAUCAUUCUGAAAUCGUUUUUGAAUGAUUCGCAAUGCAAAUAGGUUUACAGUGUCUAGUAUGUUUACAAGCAACUCUCCCAAAAACUAUAAGCGCUCUUACUUGUGUUUUUUAAUUACUUUUAUUAUUAUUAUUAUUAUUAUUAUUAUUAUUAUUAUUAUUAUCUUGAAUGAGUAAAAUCACACACUGUUUGGUUCCAUUGUAAUUCAAGUCUUGAAGAUUUAUGAGCACUUUUACAUUUUCUUACAUUGGUCUGUAAAUUAUUUGUUGUCUUAAUGUAUAUAUUGCGUAUGUUUAAUUAUUCGUUUUGGCAUAUCAUUACUCCUACCAGAAUAUUUCGUUUUGUAAAGUAUUAUUUAGGACUAACAAAGUAACAUCCUUCUGAGUAGAGACUGUAUGUAAGAGAGGAUUAGAUUUACAUUGAAACAUUCUUUAAUAUAAGCACAUCAAAUAACUUUUAUUUUUUUCUCCAAGCAUAAUUUUACAAAACAUAGACUGUUACAUUGCAAUGCCUUUAAUAUUUGUAACUGUAAAUAGAUAUAUCUCAAUUACUGCUUUGGUUAUCAAGGGGUCUUAUAACUGUCCUGUGAGAUUAAAAAAAAAAAAAGUGUAAAUAUCACAGAAGUGUUUAUUACAGUAUAUAAAGUGAUAUUCUGACUAAUACUAAAUAUUUUUUUUGUAAAAACCUGGAAUGAUCUAUUCCAUUACCUUGUAUAAAUGUAACGUUACAUAACUGCAUGCCAAAGUAAAUUGUGGCAUAUUUUGAAGUGAUUCGUGGAAACACUGACUGACAAAAUAAAGAUGAAUUCUAA
Acipenser ruthenus (sterlet) is the source of this 6345-nucleotide messenger RNA. RefSeq names its product E3 ubiquitin-protein ligase NEDD4-like. Gene Ontology annotation, molecular function: ubiquitin protein ligase activity; protein binding; sodium channel inhibitor activity. Gene Ontology annotation, biological process: neuromuscular junction development; receptor internalization; regulation of dendrite morphogenesis. NCBI's taxonomy places the organism in Eukaryota, Metazoa, Chordata, Actinopteri, Acipenseriformes, Acipenseridae. The record is from RefSeq and is a predicted model, not a curated record. The transcript is spliced from 25 exons. Bases 421 to 4353 code for a protein of 1310 amino acids.